Hippocampus zosterae (dwarf seahorse) is the source of this 3179-nucleotide messenger RNA. RefSeq names its product metal response element binding transcription factor 2 (gene mtf2). Gene Ontology annotation, molecular function: DNA binding; chromatin binding. Gene Ontology annotation, cellular component: nucleus. The coding region runs from base 141 to 1901 and encodes 586 amino acids. NCBI's taxonomy places the organism in Eukaryota, Metazoa, Chordata, Actinopteri, Syngnathiformes, Syngnathidae. The transcript is spliced from 16 exons. The record is from RefSeq and is a predicted model, not a curated record. Gene Ontology annotation, biological process: regulation of DNA-templated transcription; chromatin organization.
UCUUCCCACAAUGCACUUGCCGAGCCGUCAGCGGGAAACCAAAAUGGCGAACAUGCUCGGGGCGACCCGAGAAGCACGAGAGCCACACGCGAACACCGACUUUGUUUACUCUCGUGAGCUGUAGAAGCGGAGGUGCCCGAAUGAGAGACUCGGGUGUUCUGAGUCAACUGUCCGUGCAUCAGCGAUCCCACUCCUCACGGCAGCAGGCUGUUCCCUUGUCCCCCACGAGCCAAGAGAGAGUGGCCUAUGGAGAACAGGGCAGGUUCACCGAGGGACAGGACGUCUUGGCCCGGUGGUCGGAUGGCUUGAUCUACUUGGGGACCAUCGCUAAGAUCGAUCGUGACAAGCAGCGAUGCUUUGUGGUGUUUGAGGAUCGAUCCAAAUCUUGGGUUCUCUGGAAAGAUAUUCAGACAGGGGACGAAGAUGAGGAAGAUGACGAGUGUGACGAUAUCGCAUGCUCCAUAUGUCAGGAUGAAACGUCGGAGGAGCCCAACGAGAUUGUCAUUUGUGACAAGUGUGGCCAAGGCUACCACCAGCUGUGCCACUCGCCCAUCAUUGAUGCUGCUGUUAUUGACUCAGACGACAAAUGGCUUUGCUCUGAAUGUCAGAUCACUUCUUUCCCAAAGCAGGAGGAGACACAACCCAUGGAGCUGUCCUUCCCAUACGCCCCGGAAGAACUGGUGUGGGAUGAAGACCACCGGACCAACAUGCAACAGUGCUACUGCUACUGUGGAGGGCCAGGAAACUGGUACCUGAAAAUGCUGCAGUGCAACAGUUGUGAGCAGUGGUUCCAUGAAGCCUGCCUCAAUUGCUUACCCAUGCCAAUGCUCUAUGGAGACAGAUUUUAUCUUUUCAUCUGCUCCGUUUGCAACGGUGGACCGGAGUAUCUGAGCCGACUGCCUCUUGGAUGGGAGGAUGUGACACACCUGAGCCUCUACAACCUGACAAUGAUCCACAAGAAGAAGUACUUUGAUUCUGAGAUGGACCUGAUGACUUACAUCAACAACAAUUGGGACCUGCUGCAGCUUGGGGAGCUUGGCGGUACGCCAAGAUCAAUGCGAUUUGCGUGUGUUCUUGAGGCCUUAAACAGCAACACAACCAAGUUCAUGUCAGGAAAAGAGGUCAAGAAGAAGAAGCACUUGUUUGGGCUGAGGGUUCGAUUCCCUCCCACUCCUCCCAUUGGAGACCAUCCAACUAGAAGACUGAUGGAGCACCCCUCGAAUGGGAUCACUGUCAACUCAAACAAAACAUCACCCAGCAUGAGUACCUACAGGACACCGAAGAAGUCCAAAAAGACGAAGCAAGCAACACGUUCACUGGAGCGCCAGGCGAAACGCAGAUGUACCAGUGAACUCCUGUCCCAGGAACUAAGAAAGCCCGCACCACUAGAAUCCCACUCACUGGAUCGCUUUUCUUCUCUCAAGAGUGAGCCCUCUUUACUGUCAUCUCGAACCUCAGAUGUGGAGUCUAUCGGUGCCCUUAGCACCACAGAAACUACCUCAACUAGCCUCUCAAGGCCGUCCAGCCUGUGCAGCUCCAGCAAGACCCAAUCAACUACUUCCACCAUGCCUCUUUCCUCUCCACCUUUAAAAAGAAAGCGCGGGCGGCCUCGGCGGCUCUUGCCGCCACCCAACCCUGAAAUCCUUCCCCCAAGCCCAGCAGAUCCGAACCCUUCCGGCGCCGAUGUUGUGACACCGCUCCCGGGACUGCACUCUGUAGACAUAGUUCACGGCAUGGACCCCAACAGCCAGCUGUCUCACCUCAAGAGCUCAAUCAGCACCUAUUUCGGAGCGGCGGGAAGGCUGGCUUGCGGGGAGAAAUACAAAGUCCUUGCCCGAAGGGUUACCUUGGACGGCAAGGUGCAGUACCUUAUUCAGUGGGAAGGCGUCACUGCCUCCUAGACUGGAUGUGGUGUGUGGAGGACCAAGAGUGCACAAAUUAAAUCAUCAAAUACGUGCUAUGAAAUACUUAUUUCAGUAUUUGUUUUUGGUACCAGUAUUUCAAAUCUUAUUUUGUCCAUACACAUUUAUUUCAACAUCUAAUUGACCAUUUUUAAUUUUGAAAUAUUGAAGUGAUAUCUAAAAUACAUAUUGAAAUGGAUAAAUACCGAAAUACUGUAUUUCAUGACACAUCUAUUUCAUUGGGGUAUUUAAUUUUGGCAUUCUUGGCCCUCCGUAGAGGUGUCUUGACUGCACACCCGGCCUGUAAUCACAGCAUUAAUUGCCGUUAUCCCUACAGCAUAAUUGUCAGAAGUCAUUUUUCAGUAAAGAUGGAAAAAUGACAACAACAACAAAAAUUCAACAAACAUGAAGAGUCCCCCCAAUUGCUUCAAUGACCUGGAUGACGGAGAAUGUACACAGACAUUAAGAAUUUACUUUUAUAUGUAAAACUAUUUUUUUGCAAGCAUAUUGGAAUUAUUUUAUUCUUUAGAAAUGACUCUGGCAAUUAUGCUAUUCGGUUCACGUAAUAUGUACCUUUUCAGUUUAGACCGGAGUGUUAUGAAGCUUUCUGUAAAGCCUACUGGUUCAGUGCUGUUCACUGUGAAUAUAAAACAUGCAAACAUAUCUUACCGGUUGUUGUUGGUAUAUAUGAGGCUUUGGCAUAUUUGUAUCUCUUUGCUCUUUAGCUUUUUUUUUGUUGUUGUUGUUAUUGCUUGGAAUGUUUACAACAAGCCCUCAGUUAUGCAUAAAACUGUUCAAUGCACUGCGCCUGUAGGCUUUCAAAGAUAUGGUGUUUUAUUUUAAAGUUCAGAUAAUAUGCUUGUCAAUUUCAAACCAGCUGAUUAUAAAACUACAUUUUUUUCUCCCGUGGAAUGUAGCUUGUUGCCAAUCUGGGAGAGAAUAAGGGGAAGUUUUGUUUUGCCACUGAUGUUGCACCGUGAACCAUUGUGUCCACUUGGAUAACAUUUAUUUUUGUACAGUGUUUGCAGAGUUAUAACGUUCCUCUAUACUUCUAUUCUUUAAAAAAAGGCAACACAAUUUGUUCGGUAGACUCUUUGUAUGCAAGACCAUUCUAAAAAAUACGUAUACAUACACAUUGUGCUUAAUUUUAGACUCCCCCCAAGCUUUUUGACGGCUAAAUACAAAUGUUAAGUGGUGUGAUUUAAAUCUUAAAGGACCUAUUGAGUUUUUCCUUGUUUGAUAAUAAAACAAAUAAAAGUGCUGCAUCAGUGAUUUUUA